Molecule: messenger RNA, 2550 nt
Organism: Diospyros lotus (date-plum)
Lineage: Eukaryota; Viridiplantae; Streptophyta; Magnoliopsida; Ericales; Ebenaceae
Product: nuclear pore complex protein NUP1
Exons: 8
Coding region: 52-2343 (763 amino acids)
Biological process (GO): nuclear membrane organization
Cellular component (GO): nuclear envelope
Source: RefSeq, a predicted model, not a curated record
ACAAAAAUCAACACUAUAGUCAGAGUUCCUGCUCGAAGUGUUGAAGAGAGAAUGGCGGCGCGACUGCCGAUGCCGUCAUCGUCCGGUCUCUACGGAGGAGCGGGAGGCGCCGGCGGUAAGUUCAAGAAACCGCCGGCGCGUAGGCAGCCGACUACUCCGUACGAGCGUCCUCCGGCGAAUCAGCGCCAACCCGCCGCCCACCCCCCCGACUCCGGCUGGCUUUCGAAGCUCGUGGAUCCCGCCCGCCGCCUCAUCGCCGGUGGUGCCAUCAGAAUCUUCCCUUCUUUCUUCUCCAAAUCACCUUUGGCCCCUGCCGCCGCCGCAGCAGCAGACGAAUUAAUCACCGAAGAUCACGGAGACAAGGGAGGCUCAGAGGAAAAGGAAAAUGCCUACAGCGAUAAUGAAGGAUGCACUCUGAAUCUUGGAUCAGGAUCUACUGGUGGAACAAAUCCUAGCAUUGGAGCAGACACGUUCAAUACCAACUCUGACUUUGGUCAGGUUUGGCAAGACAAAGAAAGCAGCUUAGGUGAUGGUACUGAACUUUUGAAAAUUGAGCAGCUGGUAAAGGGAAGAAGGUUUUCUAGGGACGAGAUCAAUCAUUUGUUAGAGAUAUUAAAUUCUAGGGGUGCUGAUGUUUCUAACAAUGAACCAGAUGAAAAGAAACAAAAAAUGGGCACUAUAAGAGAAGGCAAAGGGCCUAUGCUGAUCCUUGAAAACCCACAUAGAAUUACUACUGAAGAAAAGCAGGAGGGGUUGAGUGUUGGAACCUCAUUACCGUUGCUCCAGUCAGCUGUCAUUGAUGAAGUUGGUGCUUCACCUGUUGAUGUUGCAAGAGCUUAUAUGGGAAGUCGACUAUCAGAAAUAGGCACUGAUUCUAAGUGGAGCAUGUCAAAAGAUGAAAGAUUGCUAGUUCAAAAUGAUGGAUUUGCAAAAGUGCCUUUAAUUUCAUCACCUUCACCUAAGUCAUCUGUGUGUUGGCCGGGCACCAUGUUAGAAGAUCGUCAAGGCUAUUCAACACCACAAAAUGUAAGUAGAAGAUUCAGGCAUAAUCACUUCCAAGGAACCCCAUAUUCCAGACCCAUACAUUCCAGAAUUGCCUAUUCGAAGUCCAAUUCCAUGCUGACUCAUCUAGAAGCUGAUAAGAAUAAGAGUCUGGACAUCUUCUCAACCCCCAGGCAGCGAUGUCAAACCCCACUUUACAGCCAGGCGCAUAUUAAGUCAAAGGGUGAUGGUAUACUUGAUGACAUCAGGUCAGUGGGGCCUAUUCGUCGAAUGCGACAUAAGUUUCUCCCGCAAGCUCCAGCCAGGGGAUCCGUCUCUCUAUAUUUUCCCCAGCGAGGAACUUCGUCAGCAGCUAAUUCUGAAGGCUACAUGCCUGCUAUAAAGAAGAACUUGGAGGCUGGAGAAACCAGCACUGCAAGUGAGUUUAAAACAGUGGACAAUGCAAAGAACAGUUCCGAAGUAGGUAUUGCAACCCUUCAGACAUCUAAUCCUGCUGCUAGAGCAAUUCUUGAGCACCUUGAUAGAAACAAGCCCACAGCUAAGGAGAAGUCUGCUGAAUUGCAGCUAGUCACUGCAUGGAAGAAAUCUUCAUCUGCCAGAGUUACUGAUGCAAUCCUAAAAGAACGUAUAGGUUUGACGCAUUUAGAAGGGUCUGAUUCUCAUAAGAACACUGAAGUUGAGAAGGAACCUUAUGCUCUCGGAACUGGAGGGAAAAUUUUUGAAGUGAAACCUCAGCAGAGAUUUAAAAGGGAAACUACUGAUGUAAAUAAAGAUGCUGGUGCUUCUACCGUCAAUGGAGUUCAUAGUUCUCAAAUCAAGUGCACCACCGAGACUGCUUCCUUAGGGUUCACAGGUAGCAGACACAAAGGCACAAAUGAUCUGUGGCCGUUCCAAAGUCAAAUUAGAUCGCAGGGAAUUGCGAAUACAGUUUCCAACUCUGCUGGCUCUGAGAUGCUAAGCAAGCCUUCAUUUCACACUUCAGGGGCAAAGCCGGUUUUACCUUCUAUUUCUGUUGGUAAGCCUGACAUGACACAAGUAGCUUUUUCAGUUAAUAACUCUGCAUUCACAUUCCCCGUCUCCACAUCUUCUGGCAUACUCUCUGAGCCGCCAACGCCAUCUAUCUUGCCAUCUACCUCAGCCAGUAGUCUGCCUCAGCAGAAUGUGGACCCUGCAGUUCCUUCAUACAGUUUUGGCGACAAGAGAUCUUCUCCAGCCCUUAUUUUCUCUUUCACCUCAACAAGCUCUAUACAAGAUGGUACAUCGAACCUUAACUUCAGCUUUGGAUCAGACAAGAACGGGUUAUCUUUCGGGUCAUUUGGGAAAGAUGCCAUUUGCUAUUAAUCAUACCGGCAAAUAUCAUAUGUUUAGGCCCUCCUCCUUCCUUAAUCUGUACUCUAUGUCAUGUUGACUUUUAGUUGAUAAGAAGAAUCAUAAAUUGUAUUUGUUGCUUUUGCCUCAAACUUCAUAAACCUGAUUCGUGUUUGUUGAGCUACAAAACCAGUACUUACAGAGCGCUAGGGACUAAAAUGAUUUCAAUUUUCAAUUGUC